AUGGGUUCAAUAACUCCAUCUUCCGAGACUAGCUCAGCAAGCUCUAUCUCAACAUGCAGUUGCACCUCUCCCCAUCCUCCAUAUCCCCUUCACCCAAGCGUCUUACCUAAACUCGACCCCACAUACAAAUCUUUUUAUGAUACCCAUCUUGUAAACAACCAAGUAGUGCAUCAUCAACCCCUCCAUAUUUCUCGUUCUUCUUCUAUUCUACUCCCUGGUGCUUCAGAUCCGCUAUCCGUGGGAUCUAUUUUUGAUUUGAAAAUCCCUUUCAAUGACUCCCAUGAGGUAGAUAUAGGAAAUGAAAAGAAAGGAGACCGGAUAAAUGAGGGGAACGGGGAGAUAAGUGUGAGAGUAUUUAUACCCAAAGGAGAGAAGCCAGACGGUGGAUGGCCUCUUUGCAUGUAUUUCCAUGGAGGAGGAUGGGUCUUGGGAGGAAUUGAAACGGAAAAUACGGGUUGUACGCAUUUGUGCCAGAGGGGUGAGGUGGUGGUUGUUAGUGUUGAUUAUCGUCUCGCACCCGAAAACCCCUAUCCCACGGCUCCAAACGACUGUCAAACAGCACUCCUCUCCAUCCUCACCCACCCAACGCACUAUUCCCUCCCCAUAAACCCCACUCUCCUCGCCCUCUCCGGUUCCUCCGCCGGGGGAAACAUCGCCGCAGUCCUCUCUCACCGUUUCUCCUCUCUAUUCCCCCAUUUCCGCAUCUCCCUCCAACUACUCAUCGUCCCCGUCACCGACAACACCGCCUCUCCAUCCACCUAUCCCUCCUGGAAAGAAAACGAAUUUUCCCCCGCACUACCCGCCGAAAAAAUGAUGUGGUUUCGUAAUUAUUAUUUACCCGAUCAGGUGAAGUGGGGAGAUGUAGAUGCGAGUCCAUUGUUGAAUGAUGGGGGGUGGGAGGAGCAGCCGAGGACUUUGGUGGUGGUCGGGGAGUUGGAUGUUUUGAGGGAUGAGGGGAUUGCUUAUGCGGGGAUGGUGGGGAGUGCGGGGGUUAAGUGUAGAUUGGAGGUUAUGAGGGGGAUGCCGCAUCCUUUUUUGGCUAUGGAUGGGGUGUUGAAACAGGGGGCUCAGACGAUUACUUAUAUGGUGGAGGAAUUGAGAGAUGUGUUUUGGAAGGGUAAAUGA
Sclerotinia sclerotiorum 1980 UF-70 is the source of this 1125-nucleotide messenger RNA. RefSeq lists its product as hypothetical. The record is from RefSeq and is a predicted model, not a curated record. Lineage: Eukaryota; Fungi; Ascomycota; Leotiomycetes; Helotiales; Sclerotiniaceae. The transcript has 3 exons. Bases 1 to 1125 code for a protein of 374 amino acids. Gene Ontology annotation, molecular function: hydrolase activity.